Messenger RNA from Alosa alosa (allis shad), 7652 nucleotides. It is a transcript of the gene ano3, whose product is annotated as anoctamin 3. The record is from RefSeq and is a predicted model, not a curated record. Gene Ontology annotation, cellular component: plasma membrane. Gene Ontology annotation, molecular function: protein dimerization activity; chloride channel activity. The coding region runs from base 299 to 3229 and encodes 976 amino acids. The transcript is spliced from 27 exons. Lineage: Eukaryota; Metazoa; Chordata; Actinopteri; Clupeiformes; Clupeidae. Gene Ontology annotation, biological process: chloride transmembrane transport.
GGUGGCUGGUGACAUCGGCGUGGAACAGAAACCUUCUCAUGCCUCGGAGUGAAGGGUGUUUUACGCACGCGGAAAUCCAUUACAGCGAGUUGCCAUGACGACAACCCUGGAUGGAGGAGCUCUAGCGGCUUAGACAGGUGUUGGGUUUGCGCAUCGCUCCCUAGACCGCGCGGCAAUGUGAGGGAGCUGCAGGGAUACCAACGCACUCGCGACGUCCCCUUCCAUGAUCGCAGCUGCCCUAGCGCUGUGGUAGACCGCCGAAUUUCUGUAUUGGGAGGGAGGAAUCAUACACGCCACCAUGGUGCACCACUCGGGAUCCAUUCAGUCCUUCAAACAGCAAAAAGGCAUGCACACAAGCACCAGUGAGGUUCUGAAGGAGAAGACUCUGAAGCCAUCUCGCCGCAGCCUGCCGUGUCUGGCGCAGAGUCAGACGCACCCGCACGGCCUGCAUCACUUCCUGUCCAUCCCCCUCAGCCCAGAGAGCACCAAGACACACACCACACACAGCGUCAGCACCUCCUGCACACACAUCACGCCGCAGACCACAGAAGCACCAAAGGACCAGUAUGUGGAGGUCUCGGAGGCGGGUGGUUUUGAGUCGAGAGUUGAGGAGUCGCUUCUCAUCCAGAAACCAGUGUGGCGAGCCAAGCUGGAGGCCCGCACGGAAUCCAUCAAAUCUGCCAAGAAUGUACGGCUGCAGCCCUCGGGGCUGCUGUUCCGAGAUGGGAAGAAGCGCAUCGACUACAUCCUGGUUUACAAGAAGUCCAGCCCUCAGGUGGAGAAGAGGUGUACCUUCGAGAGGAACCUGCGGGCAGAGGGACUCAUGCUAGAGAAGGAGCCCUCGUUGACCAAUAAUGACAUCAUGUUUGUGAAGAUCCACGCCCCCUGGGAUACCCUGUGUAAAUAUGCAGAACAGAUGAAUAUCAGGAUGCCUUUCAGGAAAAAAUGCUACUUCUCAGACUGGAAGAAGAAAGCGAUGGGCAGUCACUUCCAUCUGAGAUGUCGUCAGAUAAAGAGCUGGCUACCCAGGAACCCGAUGAAGCUGGACAAGGAAGCACUGCCUGACCUGGAGGAGACAGACUGCUACACGGCGCCUUUCAGCCGCGCCCGAAUGCACCACUUCACCAUAAACAAUAGAGAGACGUUUUUCUCCAACUCCACACGGAGCCGAAUCGUUCAUCACGUCCUUCAGCGCACAAAGUAUGAGGAUGGCAAAUCUAAGAUGGGAAUCAAUAGGUUACUGAGCAACAGCACUUAUGAGGCAGCGUUUCCCCCACAUGAGGGCGGCUACAAGAGCAGACACCCCAUAAAGACACAUGGGGCCCAGAACCACAGACACCUGCUGUAUGAGAGAUGGGCACGCUGGGGCAUCUGGUACAAGUACCAGCCUCUGGAUCUCAUCAGACGGUACUUUGGGGAGAAGAUUGGCCUGUACUUUGCGUGGCUUGGCUGGUAUACCGGCAUGUUGAUUCCUGCCGCUCUGGUGGGCCUCUUUGUCUUCCUCUAUGGCCUCUUCACCAUGGACUCCAGUCAAGUCAGCAAAGAGAUCUGUGAGGCGAACACCACAAUAAUGUGUCCAAUGUGUGAGGAGAACUGCAGCUCAUGGAAACUCAGUGAUAGCUGUGUGUAUGCCAAGGUGACUCAUCUUUUUGACAACGGAGGAACUGUGUUCUUUGCUAUAUUUAUGGCAAUAUGGGCCACGGUGUUCCUGGAGUUCUGGAAAAGGAGAAGGGCAGAGCUAACGUAUGACUGGGACCUAAUCGACUGGGAGGAGGAAGAGGAGGAACUACGUCCCCAGUUUGAGGCAAAGUACUCUCGGGUGGAGAGAGUGAACCCUAUUUCUGGCAAGCCUGAGCCUUUUCAGCCUUUCACAGACAAACUCAGCAGACUCAUGGUGUCCGUGUCCGGAAUCUUCUUCAUGAUCUCUCUGGUAUUGACUGCAGUGUUUGCAGUGGUGGUUUUCCGACUCAUCGCCAUGGAGAAGUUUGCAUCGUUCCAGUGGGAGUUUGUGAAGAAAAACUGGCAGUUUGCAACCUCUGGCACCGGAGUUUUCAUCAACUUCAUCAUCAUAAUGUCCCUCAAUGUGGUGUAUGAAAAAGUGGCAUAUUUACUCACUAAUUUGGAACACCCAAGGACAGAGUCUGAAUGGGAGAACAGCUUUGCCCUCAAGAUGUUUCUUUUCCAGUUUGUGAAUCUGAACAGCUCCACCUUCUACAUCGCCUUCUUCUUAGGGAGGUUUGCUGGCCGGCCAGGGAAAUACAAUAAGCUGUUCAACCGCUGGAGGCUUGAGGAGUGUCACCCCAGCGGCUGUUUGAUUGACCUGUGUCUGCAAAUGGGCGUGAUCAUGGUGUUUAAGCAGAUGUGGAACAACUUCAUGGAGCUCGGCUACCCUCUGCUGCAGAACUGGUGGUCCCGUCGCAAGAUCAGGAAACGGGGAGGUGGUGGAGGAAGGGGACCCGCCGUGGAGAGCAAGACUCAGCUGCCUCAGUGGGACAAGGACUGGACCCUGCAGCCCAUGAACGCUCACGGCCUGGUGGACGAAUACCUGGAGAUGGUCCUCCAGUUCGGCUUCACCACCAUCUUCGUGGCGGCGUUCCCCCUGGCUCCUCUGCUGGCGCUGCUCAACAACAUCAUUGAGAUCCGGCUGGACGCCUACAAGUUCGUCACCCAGUGGAGGAGACCUAUGCCCGCCCGCGCUACCGACAUCGGGAUCUGGCAUGGCAUUCUGGAGGGGAUUGGGGUGCUGGCGGUCAUCACGAAUGCCUUUGUCAUCGCCAUUACCUCUGACUACAUCCCUCGAUUUGUCUACGCCUUCAAGUACGGGCCCUGUGUGGACAAGGGCUACCACCACGAGAAUCGGUGCUUGAUGGGCUAUGUGAACAGCAGCCUGUCUGUGUUUGACAGGGGGGAGAACAGUCUGGCCCCAUCCAGAUACUGCAGGUACCGGGAUUACCGGGCCCCUCCCUGGAGUGCAGAACCGUACGAGUUCACUCUGCAGUUCUGGCACGUUCUCGCUGCUCGCCUGGCUUUCAUCAUCGUCUUUGAGCACCUGGUGUUUGGCAUCAAGUCGUUCAUCGCGUACCUGAUCCCAGACAUGCCUAAGGACCUGUGCGACCGCAUGCGCCGCGAGAAGUACCUCAUGCAGGAGAUGAUGUACGAGGCUGAGCUGGAGCAUCUGCAGAAGGAGCGCAAGAAGAACGGACGCAGAUAUCACCAUGAGUGGCCUUAACGACACACACACACACAAACACACACACAUACACACAAAGUCUGCCACAACAAGUGGUCACCAACAGGCCUGACAAUAACAAAAACAAAAACAUAACUUUCAGUCUGAUAUGAAGCACAUACAUCCUCAUACAUGAUGCUUAUACACCAACAUAAAACACUAACAUGCUUAAUGCCCAGAAUACAUACAUUUGAAAUACAUCCACGACCAUAUGCACAUGCAAGCACAUAGGCUGCAUAUACAUUUAAACACACAUACAAACAUACAGCACAGGGUGUUUUCCAAUUACUUCUAAUGAGCAUAAGGCUAGGGUUCCUCAGGGAAUCCGAAACACUUAACACAGCACAAGACAGAGGGAAAAUCUAAUUGGACAGAAGCACCAGACAAUUAUGCAUUUCAAUGUAUUUUGAUAUUCAUUUAAAUCUUUUUUGCCCUGCCAACCUGCAAGCAUAUUCUUAAAAUUUGCUGGAAAAACCUUGUCCAAACACACACACACACACACACACACACAGAUGCACAGGCAAGGCAUGAGCAUGUAGUCAUACACACUCACACACAUACACAUGCACACAAAUGCACAAAUGCAGUCAUACACACAUUACACACACCCAUAAGGUGUCCCUGCAGUGCCUGCUCUUGUGGUGGACAGCCUACUGAAUCCAUUUGACUCAGCUGCUGUGGUCAAACAGGGAGUUUUAGACUUGAAGAAGAGCAUGCCCUUCUCCCUUACUGGACCAGCCUCAACUGCCCCCACCCCAAACCUUCUCAUCCCGCACCAAGACAACUGCCCCCACCCCUACCCAUUCUGCCCCAAGACAGACUAUCUCUGUCCUCCGCACCAAAGAAGCCCCCUGUCUCCAUAGGUCAGCCCCCAACCUUAACCAUUUAUGCUCUUUACAACUCCAGUAUACUCAUUGACAUACACACUGACCACAAUGCACACAUAAAGAGACACACCUGAACUUGAGAAGAUAAACACACACACACACACACACACACACACACACACACACACACACACACACACACACACACAAACAUGAAAUCGCCAAGUUUACUAUGCAGGUUUGGGUCAAGGGAUCGCUUCCACCCCAUGCCCCUUUCCACCUCCCAGCACUUGCUUGUCACUCCUCAGCAAAUGUCACGUCUUCCCAUGUUUGGCAGCUAGCGCCCCCUCUGUCCAUUCUGACUCAGUGCAGCUUGGCGGUGUGUUCCCUAUGUGUGUCUCUCGUUAACUGUCCAUCCACACAGACACUGGCAAACCUCCUAACACUCCUGCCACUGGCGACUGUCCUGAAGAAACAGUUUCUUAGUGUGAUCACCAAAAAAAUAUGAAAGGAAAAGAAAUAGACAUUAUUUAUGCAAAGAGACAGAAUCUGUGCAUCACAGUACAUAACUCUUGCCCUCAAAGCAUGCAAAAGCCCUCAUUCACUGCAGCUGAAGCAUUUGUAUCUCAACCCAAUCAAUGCAGCAAAAAAACAUUCAAAUCUUUUCUAGAAAUUUCUUGGAAAAUGCAUGUACUUUUGGUAUCAAAAUAACGUUAUCAGUCUGUUUUUCUUUUUGUAAUUGACAGUUUUUUCUGCCUCUCCCCCCCUCCUGGGCUUUGUGUGAGCUUUUUGUGGGUGUUUUAAACUGCUCCACUUGAUAACUGUGCUUGCUACGUUGUGAAUGUUUCAUCACUUUUUUGAAGAUAUCAAUGUUCUGUGUGCCUACAGUUCAGCAGACCAGAUGUUUCACAAACAAACAAAACACACACAUACCACCAUGCCCAUUCGUGCCUAGGAGUAUGGGGGGGUUAUUGGAGCAAGCAUCUGAAAUGGCUCGAACCAGAACCCCCUUCAGUGUGAAUCUUGUGAUCUUUGUCUGGAUAGCUGUGAUAUACGCAAGCUUGUGCUGUUAUUGUGUCCCCUCACACACACGCAAACACUCGUGGAAAACUGACCAAGGAUGUUUUAGAAGGACAAUUUGGGGCAUCUCCCAACAAGACUAAUGGACUAAAAGUGUUUACAUAGAAUCAGAAUCUUCCAUUGUAGUUGUGUGUGGCCAGUAUUCUGGGAUUGGCUGCUCUUUUGAAACCUACUAUGUCAUGUUGACACUUAACUUUAUUGUCAUACUCUAAUAUAUAGUUGAAGCAAUCACAGCAUCAAAGAGACGUAGCUCUGGCUUUAACAGUUUUUAAAUGUAAUUGUUUAAAUUUGAUUGAAUUGUUUUUUAAGCUUGUUUGUAUGUGUCAGAAUUUCUCUAUGUUCUGUAUUGUUGAUGUUGUGUGAGUUUGUGUUUGUAUGUAUGUAUGUAUGUAUGUAUGUAUGUGAGUGAGUGAGUGAGUGAGUGAGUGAGUGAGUGAGUGAGUGAGUGAGUGAGUGAGUGUGUGUGUGUGUGUGUGUGUGUGUGUGUGUGUGUGUGUGUGUGUGUGUGUUUGUGUGUGUGUGUAUGCUAAGUGUGAAAAUGGUUUGCAUGUGCCACUGUGUCAUGUCCUGUUCUCUUAGCCAGUGUAAAGGUCCCACUCUCCUCAGGUGUUUGUGAAUGUUCACAGGUGAAAACUUUGUCUUAGGUGUAUCCAGGUGUAUACAGGCCUAUUGUGCUAUUUUCAAAAGUCUAUAUUUUAUAUAGUCUAUAUUUUUUCUGCAUCUGCAUGGAAACACACGGCAUCAUCCCCUCGUCAGCUGAAGCACUUUAAAGCAUGUGUUUGUUUUCUUAUUCAACACUGAGAAGGACGUUGUGCAUUUCUGUUCCUUUAGAUGAGCUUUUUAUUCACUCCCUGCCACUUUAAAUUGGAUUUCCAUUGAUAUGCAAUUGGAGGAGGACAAGACUCCUGACACUGCAGACUCGACUCCUUCACCAUGGGGGCUGUCUUGAAAAUCUAUGCAUGUUCUUUACACUGACACUGACCAUGUCCAUUUAGAUCAGUGCAGCGCAGAUGUUUAUAUGUGCAACUGUAGUGUGCAGAGUGCAUGGCUUUACAUUGAUAUGAAAACAUUGACUUGUGACAACUGUUGAAUCUUUGUCUCUUACCAAAACAAGAACUGCUUACUGCUGUUCCUCAGCUGAUCAUAUUAACGUAUGAAACUGUCGUAUCACUACAUGGCCUUUUAUGUGACCAGUCUUGCUGGUGUGUGUGUGUGUGUGUGUGUGUGUGUGUGUCUACAUGUGUCUACAUGUGUAUACAUGUGUGUGUGUGUGCGUGUGAGAGAAAGAGAGAGAGAGAGAGGUGUAGGAAUGAUCAAUUUAAUUGAUCCCUACGUGGGUCUUGCAAAGAAAGAGUAGUUAGUCGCUGCCACAGCCCUGUUACUGUAACUAAAGAACGUAAACAUGACUGCCCACAGUCCACAGGGUUGCAGCCAUAAUAAACUAACAUUUUUUCAAAAUAGAUACGGCAUAUUAAUGUAUGUAUGCCAUGGAUGGAUCAAUGUUUUGCAGAGAAGCACAACUGGCUGUCAAUAUGCCAUUUGCAAUUUCAAAUGGCAGCUGCAAGGUUCACCAAGUAAUAAAUCAAUAAUCGUUGCUACUCUUCCCAAAUAAUCUGGGAAAUAGAGUUCUGUAGUAAGAUUUAAUAAUACUAACAAAACAAACAAAACAAUAAAAAUCUAAUUACAUCUGAUCAUCUGUCAUCUGAUCAUGGCAACAUGAAGAGUUUAUAUUAGGAAGCUUGGUAUGGUAUAUUAUAGGAAAGCGGUAUGGUAUCUUGGCCUAUCCACGUAGUAAUAGUCAAACCUCAAGAUUGUUGGAAUUUUACUGGUCUCAAAGCUGUUACACUGUCUGAACCCCCAGCAGUUAUCUUUGUUGUUGUCAAAAAGCGGUCUGACAGUUAUGGUGUGUCUGAUGUUGCUGACAUUCUUUGUCAUCAUUAGGACAUGCAUUCCCACUUAUUUUAAUGAGGCAUCAUAAACAAUCAACAAAUCAUCUGAUAUCUGAUUGAAAACAAAUAUAUUUGUGAUUGGGGUAAGGGUCAAAGUUAUGGGUAUUGGCUGUUGUUAACUGUUGUACCUGACAGUCAGGCAGUAAGUUGACAGCUGACAGUUAACUGACGUAAAACGUUAUCUGAUUAUGUACUUAAAUGGCUUUGAUGGUUUGUUGGCCGUUGUGUGAUGGACUUUGAAAAUUAAGUGGGACCAGACAGUCACUGUGUUUGGACAUAACCUGCUGUUCUUAUCCUAAUAAGGACCAAGGCUAUCCCUAGACCCCAAGAGUAUCCCUGCCAUGGCACAGGGGGAUCUCCUAAUAUGUGAGUGUGAGUGAACGAUGUGACAAGAGUGAGAAAGCACACCAUCGAUUGUACUCCAGUGUGUGACCUAAAUACUUCAGUGCUGGAUGGUGUUUUCUUCAUCCCUGUUUACAUGUAAAAUUAAAUGUAAAGAACAACCUGUAACAUAGAAAUGAAUUUGAAUAUCACUCUUUUCUGUAAUAAAUCAUUGAUUGUAUCUUU